Camellia sinensis is the source of this 1576-nucleotide messenger RNA. Lineage: Eukaryota; Viridiplantae; Streptophyta; Magnoliopsida; Ericales; Theaceae. The record is from RefSeq and is a predicted model, not a curated record.
AGCAUAGAAUAAUUACUCCUCUCUCACCCUUUCUACAAAACGACGCUUCUGUUCUGGCGGUUUUCAACUCAAAGUCUCCUCUCUUCCAAAACUCUCAGUUGAAACAGAGAAAAAUGGGAGAGCAAGAGUACGAGUCCUUAUCGAACAACGAAGCAGACGAAGAACAGCCAGAGGACGUUGUUCCUGUCGCCAACGCCAAGACCAGAGCUCGAAAAACUACACGUGUCGCUUCUCUCGAUGUCUUUCGCGGCCUCUGCGUCUUCCUUAUGAUGCUCGUGGAUUAUGGUGGCUCGAUUCUUCCAAUCAUUGCUCAUUCCCCAUGGAAUGGUGUACACUUGGCAGACUUUGUGAUGCCUUUCUUUCUUUUCAUUGCUGGGGUUUCUCUUGCACUUGGAUAUAAGAGAGUUUCAGACAGAGUAGAUGCUACACAGAAAGCAUUGCUUAGGGCGUUGAAGCUUUUUUUCCUUGGUGUUCUUCUUCAAGGUGGUUAUCUGCAUGGAAUAACAUCUUUGACAUAUGGUGUUGACAUUGAAAGAAUACGUUGGAUGGGCAUUUUGCAGAGGAUAUCCAUUGGAUACAUUGUCGCAGCUUUGUGUGAGAUAUGGCUUCCAUGUCAAAGGUGGAGGGAAGUAGGUUUUUUCAGGAUAUAUUAUUGGCAAUGGUGCAUUGCAUGUUCCUUGUUGGUAGUAUACUUGGGGUUGUCAUAUGGCCUGUAUGUUCCAGAUUGGCAAUUUGAGUUACUGAGCUCAACUUCUAUGCCUCCCAAAAAUGGAAGCUUUGUUUACACAGUGACAUGUUCCACAAGAGGAGAUCAUGGACCUGCCUGUAAUGCUGCUGGAAUGAUAGAUCGUUAUGUUCUUGGUCUUAAUCAUCUAUAUACAAAACCCGUUUAUAGAAACUUGAAGGAAUGCAAUAUUUCCAGCAGUAGCCAACUUUCAGAUAAUUCACCGUCAUGGUGUCAUGCUGCUUUUGAUCCUGAAGGUAUAUUAAGUUCCUUGACAGCUGCUGUGACGUGCAUAAUUGGACUUCAGUAUGGCCACAUUCUUGGACAAUUACAGGACCAUAAAGAGCAGUUAUACAAUUGGUGCAUAUUUUCAUUUUCAUUUUUGGGAAUUGGAUUGUUCCUUGCCCUAGUAGGUAUCCCUUUGAACAAACCUCUGUACACAAUCAGUUACAUGCUGGUUACAUCUGCAUCUGCAGGAAUUACAUUUUCUGCUCUGUAUAUAUUGGUAGAUAUUCAUGGUCACAGACAUUUGACAUAUGCGCUGGAGUGGAUUGGAAAACAUGCUCUCAGUAUUUUUGUUCUCGUAAGCUCUAACUUAGCUGUUAUAGCAAUUCAAGGAUUCUACUGGAAUGCCCCUGAAAACAACGUUGUUCACUGGAUUGUAACACGGGUUCGACAGUCAUGAUAUGGUUGCCACGUUCACUGUGCACACGAGUAAGGCUUUGACUCCUGUAUUUCUAUGUAUGUACAAUAAAUGUGGAAACAGUGAUUUAAUGUCUCUAUUAAUAGAAGAAAAUUAUUCGACUACAUGUGAUUUGAUUAUUUGAGUCAUGUUUGCUAGACUUUCCAUGA